AUGGCUUCUGUGGCACUGAGAGCUCCAUCAGGCGGGCACACAUGUCAUCCGUCAGCUGCCUCGUGCGCCCAUCAGAGGGCUGACGAGCCACAGGAUGCAAUCCGUCUUUCCAAUUUCUACAUUGCUUAUCCUGCGUGUGCCUCCGAGCCUCUCUUGGCUGAUUUAGGGGCAGAGGUGGGCUUCACCCCGCAUAGUCGAUCACAACCAUGGAGUGUGGAGACAAGUCUUGAGGUGACCUUUUUGACGAGCUGGAUUGGGUGGUUCCCGUGGACCUGUGCUGGCACCGUCGUGGUCUCCUGGGAUGGGUUGCUUGUAGGGUGGGGCGGUCUUCAGAUGCUCCGACACACAAGGUCAGUACCCCAGCAGCUGGGCGCCUCGCAACACUGCAGCAUGUACGGCAGACUAGAACCUAAACCCAGCAAGCCCUCGCCGAGCAUGGCACCCGAAAGGGUCACCUCUAUUCCCUCUACAGGAAACUGUCCGUCACAGAAACCUUUCCCCCUUUUCAGCGUGCGGACGAUUGUCGGUGUUUUUCCAAAGAAGAACGGUCUGAUAUUUAUCGCUGUGAUGGCUUCUACUGCGGGUACUUUGGAUUCUCCUGUCAAACAGAUCCAAAUUGAGGGCUUGGUGGUUCUUAAGAUCAUCAAGCACUACCAGGAGGAGGGCCAGGGCAGUGAGGUGGUUCAAGGUGUCUUGUUGGGCCUUGUGGUUGAAGAUCGGCUGGAGAUCACCAACUGUUUCCCCUUCCCACAGCACACUGAGGAUGAUGCAGACUUUGAUGAAGUCCAGUACCAGAUGGAGAUGAUGCGCUCUCUACGUCAUGUUAACAUCGACCAUCUGCAUGUGGGAUGGUACCAGUCCACCUACUACGGUUCCUUCGUCAGCAGGGCGCUCCUCGACUCCCAGUUCAGCUACCAGCAUGCCAUUGAAGAGUCCGUUGUGCUCAUCUAUGACCCUAUAAAGACGGCCCAAGGCUCCCUGUCCCUCAAGGCUUACAGGCUCACCCCUAAACUCAUGGAGAUCUGCAAAGAGAAAGAUUUCACCCCUGAAGCAUUGAAGAAGGCUAACAUUGGCUUCGAGCACAUGUUCGAGGAGGUGCCUAUUGUUAUCAAAAACUCUCACCUCAUCAACGUCCUGAUGUCGGAGCUGGAGGACAAGUCCACAGUUGCCAACAAACAUGAACUGCUCAACCUAUCAAGCAGUAACCAUUUGGAGAAAAGCCUUCAGCUCCUGAUGGACAGAGUGGAUGACAUGAGCCAAGACAUCGUCAAGUAUAAUACCUACAGCCGCAAUCUGAGUAAACAGCAGCAGCAGAAGCACCAGUACCUCCAGAGGCGGCAGCAGGAGAAUGCUCAGCGGCAGAGUCGAGGAGAGCCACCGUUGCCUGAAGAGGACCUGACCAAAAUGUUCAAGCCCCCUCAGCCUCCACCUCGCAUGGACACACUCCUUAUUGCAGGGCAAAUCAACAACUACUGUCAGAAUGUGAAGGAAUUCACCUCGCAGAACCUUGGGAAGUUGUUCAUGGCGGAGGCUCUCCAAGGCCACAACGAGAGGAAAAAUACAUAAAAACAAAACUAACCAGACAACUGAAGUGCUCUCUUGUUUAUUUCCUGCUCAGCUAUUCAUUGUUUCACACUGCUUUGCAGAUAAAAGUCAAGCAGACCUUUAAUUUUCCCUGUAAGUUUUUCAUCAUUAAAAACAAAAUUGGGCAACUUUA
This is a messenger RNA of Nerophis lumbriciformis (worm pipefish), 1717 nucleotides long. RefSeq names its product eukaryotic translation initiation factor 3 subunit H. The record is from RefSeq and is a predicted model, not a curated record. Gene Ontology annotation, molecular function: translation initiation factor activity; protein binding; metallopeptidase activity. Gene Ontology annotation, cellular component: eukaryotic translation initiation factor 3 complex; cytoplasm. NCBI's taxonomy places the organism in Eukaryota, Metazoa, Chordata, Actinopteri, Syngnathiformes, Syngnathidae.